AUGGCCUUGUUUUCAAAAAGAGUAUUGACGGGUACCCGGUCAAAAGCACUACAGCAAUCCGGUUUGGAUUCCUUUCUCAAGCAAUCAAUCCACAAAGAUCCCACUUCAUCAGUUUACCUCGGGACGAUGUUUGAGAUGCAGACAAUGGAGGCCCUUCAGACGAUCGGAAUGGACUUGAGUCAUGUCGGGGGUAAAGGAGAUCGUGGGGUGGAUCUAUCUGGAGAGUGGCCACUCGCCUUAUCUUCGACUUUUGCUGUACCUCGAUUGAUCGUUCAGUGCAAACGGCUUCAAAAGGGCUGCAGUCCUGAUCAUCUUCGGUCUCUGGUCGGUACGGUCGUCAACAUGGCUCACCCGACCCAACCUACAAUAGGUAUCUUGGCUACCUUGGGCCACAGACCAUUCACCAAGGAGCUGUCGGGCCACUUCUUAUCCAGCCAGGUACCACUUGGACUAGCCAUGGUGGAUGAGAAUUGUCUAAAAUCGCUGGUAUUUAAUUUACCCGCCCAAGAAAUACUUCAGGGUGUAGUUGUCACAACUCGGUACACGGCUGCAGGAGACCGGGUUCCGGUAGUUACAUUUAAAGGACAAGUGAUUGAUAUAGAGAACAAAAUGUGUAUAUAA
Messenger RNA from Phycomyces blakesleeanus NRRL 1555(-), 621 nucleotides. RefSeq lists its product as hypothetical. Gene Ontology annotation, cellular component: mitochondrion. Lineage: Eukaryota; Fungi; Mucoromycota; Mucoromycetes; Mucorales; Phycomycetaceae. The record is from RefSeq and is a predicted model, not a curated record. Gene Ontology annotation, molecular function: nucleic acid binding. The coding region runs from base 1 to 621 and encodes 206 amino acids. The transcript has a single exon.